UGUAGAAUUGAAUUGUAUUGCAAAAUAAAAAUAAAAAUAAAAAAAAUCACGACUGGCCAGAGGUGGUGAUGCACACCUUUAAUCCCAUCACUUGGGAGGCAAAUGCAGGUGGAAAUCUGUGAGUUCAUGGCCAGCCUGGUCUAUAGUGAGUUCUGCAGGACUGCACAGAGAAGCCACGUCUCAAAAAACAAAACAAAACAAAAUAAAUAAAAAAGUAAAAACUGGAGAGAUGGCUGAGCAGUUAAGAGUGCAUGCUGCUCUUCCAAAGGCUGCAAGUCCAACUGCCAGCACACAACUGCCUAUGCUCCACAGAAUCCAUGCUCUCUGGUCUCUGCAGGUACCUGCACACACAUGGCACACACUCAUAAAGACACACAUAGACACAUAAAUAAAAAUAAAAAUGCUUUUAAAAGAACCAUUUUUCUUUCUCUUCAUAGUCAUUCCUGGAGCUCAAGGAUUCAGCCAUUAUCACCACACUCCCCAAACAAUUCCUGCCUAGAAACACAAAGGCUCAGAUUUCCUAGGCUAGAGUGGGAAUAUAGCUCAGUUAUAAACUAUAUGUUACAUACUUGAGCUACUGGGUCCAAUUCUAAGCACUAUACAGAAGAGAAAAGUAAAGAAAAUAAUCAGAAUCCCUCCCAGGCUACAUUAUCCACACAAGACCCACAGUACAUCACUAGGGUUCAGAAUCCAUAGGCUGAGGCUGGGUCCAGUGGGAGAGCCUUUGCCUAGCACACACAAGGGCCUGGGUGUGAUUCCUGGCACUGGAGGGGAGGGCAGGAAAUCUACAUGAACGAACCAGCUCACUACUAAUAAAAAGUGUGUUAUAUCAUGGCACUUCAAUUCUAAAACGGCAGAGAAAAUACGUACUUAAAUCAGCAAUAAAUAGUUAAGAAUCAGAAGCAAAGAACAAGAAGAAAAAGACAUGCAGAAUAAAGUCAAUCACAAAAUGCCUUCUGGGAAAAUGUAAACAUGGUUGAGAAAUUCAAUACAGUUAAGUUGCUGGAACAAUCGAAACAAGACAAAGAAGGCAUCAGUGGGACUCCAAGACACACAACACCCUGAGAGAUCCAUGACGACAGCAUAGAAGAAGGAGAAGAAUCAAGUACUAAAGGUACAAAAUAUGCUUUUAAAAAACCUCAUAACAGAAAACUAACUUCUCAGUGCUGGAAAGAGAGAGUUCAAUCCAGAUGUGAAGUGCUUAGAACACCAAGAGACAGACCAGGAAAGAAUUGGCCCUCCUCACAAUUAGAACACUAAAGACACAGAACAAAGACAGCAUCUCAGCAGCAGCCAGACACACCAUGUCCCAUAGGGCAGAAUGGCAGUAUGGCAGCAGAUUAUUCGGCUGCAACUUUACAGCCAGGAGACCCGGGCAGAUGCAUUUCAAUUCUGACUCAACUGCCAACUCAGAUGACUAUAGCUAGCAAAGCAGUCUGUUGUAACUGAGGGGAAAAUACACACUUUGCAUGAUAAAAAAUAAACAGACUACAGGAAUGCAUGAGCACUAAGCUAGCUCCAUAGAAAAUACUUACAGGAAUCUUUUGGACUGAAAAGAAAAACAAAUUCCUCCACAAAUCCACAGCAAAGAAUAAACACAGUAGGAUAGUAGUUAAGCAAGAGGGGGAAAAAAAAAACCCUACAAAAUCAACAAAUGGCAGGAAUUAACACCCACUUUUCAACAAUAACUGAGUAUUAAUGGUCUCAAUUCCACAACCAAAUUUCAGGGGUUCCCAUACCACUGGGUCUUUGAAAACCUGCAAUCACACGCACAGACCUACAUACAGGCAUGGGCGCACACAAUUGAAAAUAAAAAUAAAUCUUUGGAAAAAAGGGCACAGACUAGUAGUAGAUUGCAUCAAAUGACAGGAAACAUCUACUUGAUGCCUCCAAGAAACAGAUGUCACUACAAAGGCAGAUGUCACCCUAGGGGGAAAGAAUGGAAAAUGAUCCAAGUAAAUAGGCCUAGGAAACAAGCAGGUGCCAGUGUUCCAAUAGCUAAUGAAACAGACUUCCAACCAAAACUAGUGAGAAAAUAUAAAGAGAGUCACUUCAUACUGACUAAGGGAAUGUAAGAGGACUUUAUGAUUCUAAAAGUAUGCCUCAAGCAAGUGCACCUGAUUUCCUAACAAAUAAUAUUAGAUUCAAGCCAGAUUAAGUCUAGCCCAAUACUAGUGGGUGACGUUAAUACCUAAAUCUCACCAACUGAUAUGUCUCCCUAACAAAAAAAUAAACAGAAAUAUGCAAAUUAAAUGAUAUUAUAGAUCAAAUGGACUUAACAGACAUCUACAGACUAGUCCAUCCAAACUCUGCAGAAUACAUAUUAUUCCCAUGGAACUUUCUUCAGAAUAGAUCCCAUAUUCUGAGACAAAGCAAGUCUCAACAAAUACAGAAAAACAAUUCCUUGUGGUUUACCUGAUCAAAAUGGAAUGAAACUACCGGAGGUGGUGGCACACCCUUUUAAUCCCAACACCCAGGAGGCAGAGGCAGAGGGAUCUCUGUGAGUUGGAGGUCAGCCUGGUCUACAAAGUGACUUCCCAGACAGCCAGGGCUGUUACACAGAGAAACCCUGUCCCAAAACACAACAACAAAAAAGCCAGAGAGUGUGCAAAUAAACGAUACAUAUGAGAGCCCUCAAAAAUGAAGGAUAAGCCAAACCCCAAAUCAGGAGAUGGAAAGAAAUCAAGAUCCAUGCAGGAAUUAUUGAAAUGGAAACAAAAAUAACAAUAAAGAAUCAAUGUACCUAGAAGUUGGUUCUUUGUAAUGUAUGAUUAGUCAGACUGAUCAAAAGACAAAGAUAAGAACAUUAGAGACUCAGAUUAAUAAAAUUAAAGAUAAAAGGAGAGCCACUGCAACAGAUACCAACAAAAUUCAGAAAAUCAUUAGGUUUUAUCUUGAAAAUAGGCAUCAUAAAUUUAAAAAAAUACAAAUAAAAAAUAACCCCAAAUUUGCCAGUUAAUUUUUUUUGAGACAAUGUCUCUCUAUGCAUUCUGGAGCUCUCUACAUUGACCAGGCUGGCCUUGAACUCAUAGAGAUCUAGCUGCCUCUGCCUCCCAAGUGGGGGGAUUCAAGGUGUGUGCCACUGCUGCCACCACCACCUGGCAGUUAACUUUAAAAAGAAAACAACAACAACAAAACUCACAGUGUCAACCUGGAACGAAAGCCUAAGGAGGAGCACACACUUGGACCGUCUUUCUCUCCUACAACUAUGAGAAAGCUCACCUCCAAGUGGCUGUGAGCAUCACUCCCACAGUGCAUCACAUAGAGCCUCAGCUGUCUGGCUCUCCCAACUAACCCCUCCCUCCCUCCCUCAUCUAUGAUUGAGGACUACAGAGCCUUACACUGGGCCUUUAGCCCUCCAUGUACAAACACUGACUCUACCACAGUGCAGAUAAACUUCUGUUCUUGGAGUCUGAGGGGAAGAGCUCAUAAACUCAGGGUUGCACCGACAUUCUCUAAAGCCGAGGACAUGUCUUAUGCACCAGUUUACUGAAAUGCUCUUGUCCUCCUUGUGCUUCUUGGAGAGAAAAUCUGGGACUUGGAAAUGAUUUAACAAUUUCUGACAGAACUGAGAACAGAACCUAGGGAACUUCCUAUGUGCCAGACGACUGCUCACAAGCUACAGCCCCAGUCCUUUAAAAAAAUUCUUUAUUUCUUUGUAUUAAAACAAAAGCAAUGGACUGGAUAGAUGGCUCAGUGUUAAGAGCACUGGCUGCUCUUCCAGAGGACCCAGGUUCAAUUCCCAGCACCCAUAUGGUAGCUCACAAUUGUCUGUAACCUAGCUCAAAGUGAUCUACAUUCACACAGACAGACAUGCAGGCAAAACACCGAUGCACAUAAAAUAAAAAUAAAUGUAUCAUUUAAAAACAAAAACAAAACCUAGGAUUUGGGCAGUGGUGGUGCCUGCCUUUAAUCUAAUCGCUUAAGAGGUAGAGGCAACCAGAUCUCUGUGAGUUCAAGGACAGCCUGGUCUCGAGUGACUUCCAGGGCAGCCAGGGUUGCAGAGAAAAAAAAAAACCUUUCCUGAAAAACAAACAAACAAAAACCUGGAACCAGUGGGAUAACUCAGUUGGUAAAGACUCAAGCCUGAUAGCCUGAGUGUGACAGAGGGUCACAUAUAGACGUAAAGAAAGAACCCAGUACACAAAGUUAUUCUAUGAUUGUCACGUGGUGCCAGAGUAUACAUGCAUCCAUACCCACACAAAAUAAUAUCGACAAUGCAUUUUUAUUAAAUUACAUUUAAAAAUUGAACCCAGGCAUGAUGGUGCAAAUCUGUAAUCACAAAACCCAGGGGGCAAAGGGAGGGGAAUCAGGAUCUCAGGGUCUGGCUCUACUACAUACUGAAUUCAAAGCCAGUCUGAGCUAUACGAGACCCUGUCUCAAAAAAACGAACAACAACAUUAAAAAAAAAAAAAACAUGACUACACCAAAAUCUGAAAUCUAAUUGUUUACUAAGUUUAACAUCAAGCUAUGCUGACUAGCUCUUGUGGUUGUAUGUGUCUAGAAGACCUAAACGAAACACUACUAUUUCUGAAUCUUCAAACAGCUAUGCAUUUCAAGACCUAAGUAUAUGGGAACGAGAACAUAUAUAACACUAGGAAAUGCCCAUUAACAAACAACCUGUCUAAAUAGGUACUGUCAGGGCCAGCAAGAUGACUCCGAUGGUAAAGGUACUUGCUGCUAAUGUCUGUCAGCCUGGGUUCAAUUCCUGGAUGCAGUGGAAGGAGAGAAACAACUCCUCCAAGUUAUCUUCUGACCCACACACGUGGCUCAUGCACUUACAUACACAAUUAGGAACUUAAAGGAAAUUUUAAAAAAUCUCAACUGAAAACUGUCUCAGCACUCUCCAUCAGUCACUCCCCAUCAGUCACUCCCCAUCAGUCACACCCCCCAUCAGCCAUUCCUCAUCAGUCACUCACCCCCAUCAAUCAUUUCCCCCAUCAAUAAGUCCUCAUCACUCACUCCUCCCCCCCCAAAGUCACUCCACCCCUCAGUUGCUCGCUUAUUCUGUGAUAAAAUACUAUGAAAAAGCAACUUAGGGAAGACAAGAGUGUGUUCUAGGACUCAAUGUACUAACAGGCAGUCUUGAACUAUCAGCCACUAAUCUGAUCAUGUCCACUUAGUUCUAAGCCCAUUCUCUGAGCAGCAGUGGUAGGUGGAGGGUGAGGUUCACAGAAAUUUUCUACAUGUUCUCGCAAGGGUCCUGUGGUCAGUGUGUGUUCCCAUCUUUCUCCCAUACUCUAUUCCCCAAUUAUCUUGCAAUGCUACACAAUUCAUCCUCCGGUGUCAUCUCUAUAACCUAGGAGGAACAGGCAGCACGCACAUGCAUGCAGAAGCAAGCUAAAACUCAUUCUACAUGCAUGCCCUGGAAGCAAGGUUUAACUUCACACGACCUUUCACAACCCUGUUCACAGUGGCUCCCUCGUUCCUCAUCUAUUGGGCCACACCCACCAUUUGUGCAACAAAGCAAAUACCACCUACCUCAGCAAGAGGUCAUAAAGCCCAGAGCAGUCAGUCAGGGAGGGAAAAGCCUAUAGCGCCCAUCUGGAGAUGAGCGUGAGGACGCAAACCUUGAGGAAUGUGGAGAAGCGUGGAGCAUGCUCAGAAGGACACAUUGACGUCACCCUUUCCUCAGGCCUCUCUUGAUGCCUCAUCAGUAGUAGACAUGACCAAACAAUAGGCCUUGAGUGUCGUCAUUCCUGGGGCCCCACUUCUCUCUGUGGUUUCGGCCCACUACUAGUCAUGGCCCGCAAGGUCCAUUGGCAAUAUAUAUACGUUGUGAGGAAUGAGAAUGGUGAGGAGAUAGCUGAGGUCUCCACCUUAGAGGCUGCCUUGGCGAUGGUGGGUGGCAACCCUAGUGGAGGUGACGCGGGCUGCGUAAUGGAACUAAAUAACGGGGUCUGCCAGGUCCGUGAGAGCCAAAACGACUCUGAGGAGAGCAGUAGGGACCCGAACUCCUCUUCCUCGGAGCCUCACCAGGAGGAGCCAAGGCCCUCAGCCGAGCCUGUGAUUCGGAUUCCCAGGCGCCGUUCAUCACGAAGGCGACGACGAACCACAUUGAAGUUCACACUGGGGCAGGUCGAGGAAAUGGAAAAAUUGUUCAAAGAAACCCAGUACCCAGAUGCGCUUGCCAGGAAAGAACUUGCACAAGCUUUGACUAUUCCUGAAGUCAAAGUGAAGGUUUCCCCAUCAUGAUCUUGAUGCCCUUGCUCAUCGAAUCCCUCUUCUCUCUCUUUGACUGGACUCCUGGAACUCUGCCUGGUGUUUGCUGUGGAUAUCUGCAUCUGCUUCCAUCAGUCACCGGAGAAAAGCUGUGAUGAAAGUGGGGUAUUCACCGAUCUGAUCACUGGGGUAAGCCAGUUCAGUUCAGGUGCCCUCUCCACUAUUUCUAGUAGUCCAAGCUGGGGUCAUCCUUGGGGAUUCCUGGGAACUUUCCCAGCACCAGGUUUCUCUCUAUCCCCAAUAUGUCUCCCUCUAUCAUAGUAUCUCUUUCAUUGCUUUCCCACUCCAUCCCUGUUCUAGUUUGACCAUCUUGUUCCCUUAUGUACUUACCACCUAUCCCCUACCCUCCAUUGCUCUCCUCUCAUCCCCAGUUUACUCAUGGAGAUCUCAUCUAUUUCCCCUUCCCAGGUUGGUCCCUGCGUCCCUCUUUGGGAGUUCCUUGUUAGCUAGCUUCUCUGGAGUUGUGGGCUGUUGUUUUCUAGUUCCAUCCAUUUGACUGUAAAUUUCAUGAUGUCAUUGUUUCUCUCUGCUGAGUAGUUCUCUGUUGUGUAUAUGUACCACAUUUUCUUAAUCCAUUCUUCAAUUGAGUGUCA
Molecule: messenger RNA, 6815 nt
Organism: Peromyscus californicus insignis
Lineage: Eukaryota; Metazoa; Chordata; Mammalia; Rodentia; Cricetidae
Product: homeobox protein Rhox13-like
Exons: 3
Coding region: 5743-6195 (150 amino acids)
Biological process (GO): regulation of transcription by RNA polymerase II
Molecular function (GO): DNA-binding transcription factor activity, RNA polymerase II-specific; RNA polymerase II transcription regulatory region sequence-specific DNA binding
Source: RefSeq, a predicted model, not a curated record